GCGGCUAAGGGGGAGGGGCGGGGACCGCGCGUUUGGGAGCCACGAUCCGGGCUCGGGUCCUUCGUUUGUCCGGGAUCUUCCCCGUGCGGUCGGGAUCUUCGGGGAGGCUGCGGCGAGAGCGGGGGCCCGCCGGGUUCCGAGCCCUCCGCGGCGUCGGGCCCUUGUCCCGUCUCCGGGGAUCUAGACUGAGCUGGGCAGGCAGCUCGGCCGAGGGGCGCGGAGGAGCUGGGACCCGGCCUGCGGCCGGGGCGGAACCGCCGCUGCUGCUGCCAGGGAGGCGGGGGGCCCGGGCCGCUCUGGAUGGUGGCGAAAAUGAUCAUAGAAAACUUCGAGGCCCUGAAAUCCUGGCUCAGCAAAACCUUGGAGCCCAUAUGUGAUGCAGAUCCCUCAGCCCUAGCUAAAUACGUUCUUGCCUUGGUAAAGAAGGAUAAAAGUGAGAAAGAGCUGAAGGCAUUAUGUGUUGAUCAGCUGGAUGUAUUUCUUCAAAAGGAGACCCAGAUAUUUGUUGAAAAACUUUUUGAUGCUGUGAAUACGAAGAGCUAUCUACCACCACCAGAGCAGCCCUCAUCAGGAAGCCUAAAAGUUGAAUUUUUUCAACACCAAGAAAAAGACAUAAAAAAGGAAGAGAUAAUUAAAGAGGAAGAGCGAGAAAAAAAGUUUUCUAGAAGACUAAAUCACAGCCCUCCUCAGUCAAGCUCUCGGUACCGAGAAACUAGAAGCCGUGAGGAAAGAAAAAAAGAUGAACGUUCUCGCAAGAGAGAUUAUGACCGUAACCCCCCUAGACGGGAUUCAUAUAGAGACAGGUACAACAGAAGAAGAGGGCGGAGUCGGAGCUACAGCAGGAGUCGAAGCAGAAGUUGGAGUAAGGAACGAUUGCGGGACCGGGAUAGGGACAGGAGCAGGAGCAGAAGUAGAAGCAGAACACGAAGCAGAGAAAGAGAUUUGGGAAAGCCAAAAUAUGAUUUGGAUAGAACAGAUCCAUUAGAAAACAAUUAUACUCCAGUUCCAUCUGUAACAAACAUUUCAUCUGGCCAUUACCCUGUCCCUACGCUGAGUAGCACUAUUACAGUUAUUGCUCCUACUCAUCAUGGUAAUAACACUACUGAAAGUUGGUCAGAGUUCCACGAAGAACAGUUGGACCACAACUCAUAUGGAAGACCUCCACUGCCAAAGAAACGCUGCAGAGAUUAUGAUGAAAAGGGUUUCUGUAUGAGAGGAGACAUGUGUCCCUUUGAUCAUGGAAGUGACCCAGUAGUUGUAGAAGAUGUCAAUCUUCCUGGCAUCCUGCCUUUUCCAGCACAGCCCCCUGUUGUUGAAGGACCACCUCCACCUGGACUUCCUCCCCCGCCACCAAUUUUAAGUCCUCCACCUGUUAAUCUUAGACCGCCAGUGCCACCUCCAGGCCCUUUACCACCUAGUCUUCCACCUGUUACAGGACCACCUCCUCCACUUCCACCUUUACAACCUGCUGGCAUGGAUGCUCCUCCAAACUCAGCAACCAGUUCCGUUCCUACUGUUGUUACAACUGGUAUUCAUCACCAGCCACCUCCUGCUCCACCCUCUCUCUUUGCAACAGAAACAUAUGACACAGAUGCCUAUAAUCCUGAAGCUCCAAGUAUAACGAACACUUCAAGGCCCAUGUACAGGCACAGAGUGCAUGCCCAAAGGCCUAAUUUGAUAGGACUUACAUCAGGUGAUAUGGAUCUGCCCCCCAGAGAAAAACCUCAGAAUAAAAACAGUAUGAGAAUUGUGGUGGAUUCUGAGUCCAGGAAAAGAUCAAUUGGUGCAGGAGAUGGAGGAAUUCCUACAAAGAAGGCUUGGUUUGACAAGCAAAACUUUAACAGAACAAACAAUCCAGGUUUUCAGAAGAAGGUGCAGUUUGGAAAUGAGAAUACGAAGCUUGAAUUGAGGAAAGUUCCUCCAGAACUUAACAAUAUCAGCAAACUUAAUGAGCACUUCAGCAAAUUUGGAAACUUAGUCAACUUACAGGUUGCCUAUCAUGGUGAUCCAGAAGGUGCCCUUAUCCAGUUUGCCACCCAUGAAGAAGCAAAGAAAGCUAUAUCAAGCACAGAAGCAGUAUUAAAUAAUCGCUUUAUUAAAGUCUAUUGGCAUCGAGAAGGCAGUGCUCCACAAAUGUCAGCUACCAUGCAAAAGGUAAUACAGCCUUUAGUUCAGCAACCCAGUUUACCAGUGAAGCAGUCGGUCAAAGAGCGAUUAGGUCCUGUACCUGCAAGUAAUAUUGAGCCCGCAGAGGCUCAGAGUGCCAGUACAGAAAUUGCUCAGAAUGUGACUAAAUUAUCUGUGAAAGAUAGACUGGGUUUUGUGUCAAAACUGCCUGCUCCAGCAACAGAGAAGGUAUUGUCCACGUCUACUGGCUUGACUAAAACUGUAUACAAUCCUGCUGCUUUGAAGGCAGCACAGAAAUCUUUGCCUGUUGUUUCCACUUCCAUUCUAGACUCUAAUGAAGCACAGAAGAAAAAACAGGAAGCACUAAGACUUCAACAAGAUGUGAGAAAGAAAAAACAGGAGAUCUUAGAAAAGCACAUUGAAACACAAAAGAUGCUGAUUUCAAAGUUGGAGAAGAAUAAACCCAUGAUGAAGUCAGAAGACAAAGCAGAAAUAAUGAAAACACUGGAGACUUUGACUAAUAGCAUUACCAAGUUAAAGGAUGAAUUAAAAGGUGUCUCAUCUGGAGGUGCUCCUCUGAAAAGCUUGAAAACUAAGGCUCAGAUGCAGAAAGAAUUACUGGAUACUGAGCUUGAUUUGUAUAAGAAGAUGCAGGCUGGGGAAGAAGUGGCUGAACUAAGAAGAAAGUACACAGAACUGCAGCUUGAAGCUGCCAAACGAGGGAUUCUUUCUUCAGGUCGUGGUAGAGGAAUUAAUGCACGAGGUCGGGGUGCAUCACGUAGCAGAGGCAGAGGAAUACGAGGCCGGGGUCGUGGAAGAGGGGUUCCAGGUCAUGCAGUAGUGGAUCAUCGACCGAGGGCACUGGAGAUCUCUGCAUUCACAGAAAGUGAUAGAGAAGAUCUUCUUCCUCAUUUUGCGCAAUAUGGUGAAAUUGAAGAUUGCCAGAUAGACGACUCUUCUCUCCAUGCAGUGAUUACUUUUAAGACAAGAGCAGAAGCUGAAGCUGCUGCUGUUCACGGAUCUCGAUUCAAAGGACAGGAUUUGAAGUUGGCAUGGAAUAAGCCAGUUAUUAAUAUGUCUGCUGUUGAAACAGAAGAAGCUGAACCAGAUGAAGAGGAAUUUCAGGAAGAAUCCUUGGUGGAUGAUUCAUUGCUUCAAGAUGAUGAUGAAGAGGAAGAGGAUAAUGAAUCUCGUUCAUGGAGAAGAUGAUUCAACUGAUCAGAGAAAGUGCUGGAACUGUACCUACAUUGCAUUAGUAUUACCUAAUGUACUUUUGCUUGUUUGUACUAAAAAGUUUUUUGGUAAAUGUGAUGAAGUUGGAUUUCAGAAAUAGACUAAAAAGCAGCUGAUCAAUCCUGUAUUUUGCCAGAUUCAUGUUUGAGUUUCAGUAAAUGAUUGCUAAAGACAUCUUAUUAGGAACAUAUGCAAUGUUUUUAUUACAUACUUCUCCUGAAAGUUAGAGAAUUCUUUGGAUUCUUUGUAAUUUAAUGAAUUGGUCAAAAAAAAAAGACCAAGAGUUGUUAUAACAUAGAUAAUUUUUGUUCUAUUCCAGAUAUGGAAUGAAAAUUUGCAUUUAAAAUCUUUGUGAAUGUUUUCAGAAAUGAAUAGAUAACAGUACUAAACUGAAGUCUCUAAAGUUAUGUAUUCAUAAUAUUGCAUAGUAGUAUGCUUAGGCUUUACUAUGUACUAGCCUUUUGUUGGAUUUGUGUACGUAUUUUACGUAUGGGUUUUAAUGAUACAGUGUAUGACUGCUUUGCAUAUAAGUCCUUAUGACUUUAAGAUGUUUAAAAAAAUAAAGAAAUGGAAUGGUCUUAAAAAAAAAAAAGAAAAAAAAAAGAAAAAAAGCAAUAACCAAAAAAGCUAAGACAAUGGUCCUUGAAAAUGGAAAAAAAUAAAAAAGGAAAGAAAAAAGACCAUUCCAAAUGGUGACCCCCCCACCCC
Caretta caretta (loggerhead turtle) is the source of this 4068-nucleotide messenger RNA. RefSeq names its product RNA binding motif protein 26 (gene RBM26). The record is from RefSeq and is a predicted model, not a curated record. NCBI's taxonomy places the organism in Eukaryota, Metazoa, Chordata, Testudines, Cheloniidae. Gene Ontology annotation, cellular component: nucleus. Gene Ontology annotation, molecular function: RNA binding; metal ion binding.